This is a messenger RNA of Fusarium oxysporum Fo47, 396 nucleotides long. RefSeq lists its product as uncharacterized. The coding region runs from base 1 to 396 and encodes 131 amino acids. NCBI's taxonomy places the organism in Eukaryota, Fungi, Ascomycota, Sordariomycetes, Hypocreales, Nectriaceae. The transcript has a single exon. The record is from RefSeq and is a predicted model, not a curated record.
AUGAGCUCCAUCACCAACCCGAGAAAAUACACGAUUGCCUUCAAGUUCCUUGAGACUGAUACUAUCCAACACAACCAAAUCGCCGCUGGGAACAAUCUAUUCAAGCCUAUCCGACAGAAGUACGGUGACCGCCUCGAGGAAUGUGAGGUGGACGAGUGGAGGCUCUUCAUUACGAUAUCGCAUUGUUUGCAUGCGGAUGGCGAACAGUUAUAUCAAGAGUUACUAAUGGUCUUGGAGGCAACUGAGCUUUUUCAUCAAGAUGGCCUUUUUGCAGAACCUCAACUUUUCGAGUGGGCAGUCUUCGAGGAGACUGAGGAGGGCUUGAAGCAAUCAUCAAAUCACAGAAGUGCUACGCUUGGCUUGUUCCACACUUAUAAACAGAGGAUUUUCCUUUGA